AUGUCAACUCCGCCAAUUCAAACUGGACAGGUUUUAACUAGUCAACAGAAAGCACAACAGUUUAAAUUAUUCGAGGACUCCUUGCCUAAAGUUAAUCAAUUAGCAUUCCAGCUACUACUUAAUGAAGUUGUACCAUUAUCGAUGGCAGUUGAAGAAAAAGUAUUUGAUGAUAAAAUCCAAGUAAAUGAAUCGGAAGACCAGACAAAUCAAAAAGCUGAGGAUGUAGAUAAUUCAGAUGCUUCCAAUAUUACAAAGGAUAUCGAAGAUAAACUUCAUAUAACUCCCGAAUUGGAUUUACCUUCACAUGUGUUAAUCCAUCAGAUUUCUACUACCAAUGCUGAAAAAAGGGAAGGUGUAAUAAAACGUUUACAAUCUAUUGGUUUUAAUAUAGGUAGCAAGUUGACAGAAUUAUUAGUAUUUAAGAACAACCCCAACAUUCGAUUUAAAGAUGCAGAAGUGCUUCUAAUAAUGAAAUUUAUCUGUAGGGACGUGUGGAAACAAAUUUACGGGAAACAAAUAGACAAUCUAAAGACUAAUCAUAGGGGUACUUUUUAUCUCUUUGAUUACGAUUACAGACCAAUUAGAAAUUUUGUAGUUGAUGGGGACAUCUCUGACCCAAGUCUUCUGGAGAAAGAAACAUCAUUAGCGCAACCCUUCUUAGAAAUACCUAUUGGUAUCAUAACUGGUGUGUUGUCUUCAUUGGGUUUUAAAUCAGAAGUAGUUGCAUGCAAGGCAUCAUUUGUUGACAAACCAGAUGGUACAUCUAAAUUAAACUUUCCAAAGGGUGUGAGUUUUCAUAUACAAAUAGUGAAUCAAUAG
Tetrapisispora phaffii CBS 4417 is the source of this 819-nucleotide messenger RNA. It is a transcript of the gene TRS33, whose product is annotated as Trs33p. Lineage: Eukaryota; Fungi; Ascomycota; Saccharomycetes; Saccharomycetales; Saccharomycetaceae. Gene Ontology annotation, biological process: endoplasmic reticulum to Golgi vesicle-mediated transport; regulation of GTPase activity. The record is from RefSeq and is a predicted model, not a curated record. Bases 1 to 819 code for a protein of 272 amino acids. Gene Ontology annotation, cellular component: TRAPP complex; trans-Golgi network; cis-Golgi network. The transcript has a single exon.